Talaromyces rugulosus is the source of this 2907-nucleotide messenger RNA. RefSeq lists its product as uncharacterized. The transcript has 7 exons. The coding region runs from base 1 to 2907 and encodes 968 amino acids. Gene Ontology annotation, molecular function: inositol hexakisphosphate binding. The record is from RefSeq and is a predicted model, not a curated record. Lineage: Eukaryota; Fungi; Ascomycota; Eurotiomycetes; Eurotiales; Trichocomaceae. Gene Ontology annotation, cellular component: Golgi apparatus; cytoplasm; plasma membrane. Gene Ontology annotation, biological process: phosphate ion transport; cellular response to phosphate starvation.
AUGAAGUUCGCCAAAGAACUUAACGAGGAAUUGGUUCCGGAAUGGCGGCUCAAAUAUCUGGAUUACAAGCUCGGCAAGAAAAAGAUCAAGGCCAUUCGACGAGCGCUUCAGAGAGCCAACCGCACUCCAGUUCGCCGCCACGAUCCCUACUAUGGCACGACAUCGCAGGGUCUUGCACCGAAUGCCUCGACAUCGGCUGCUCGCUUUCCGCUGGAUUAUAAUGGAUCGCCGUCGCGCAACAGUGCCCCGCGCACCGCCGAGCAGCGCCCGCUCAGAACGCCGGGCUCUCGCUUCGCCAAUACAGUAGGGAGCUAUGGCAGCAUUAUCUCUGAACCUGCUACCCAAGACUUCACGCGCGUCCCCACCCUUCAGUUGCCCGAUCCUGCGCUUGAACCGGACAGCCCGACAGCUAUACACAAGAAUGGCUCGCCAACGACCAACCCUGCGCAGGAUGGGCCUUCCAACUAUUCUCAGCCGCCUUCCUACUCGCUUGUCACAAAGAAUAGAGGUCAUAGGCGGUUUUCCUCAGCGGGGGAGGGUCACUCGAAGGCGGCCAAUUUCUUGAGGAGGGUUUUCACCGCGGGUGAUCUGGAAUCGCCCGGCAGGAGCUACCAAAGCAGUAUAUCCAACGAAGUGACCCAGAAAGAGGACGAUUUCUUCGACUUUUUGGACUCGGAAUUGCACAAGAUCGAAACAUUUUACCAGCAAAAAGAAGUGGAGGCUACCCAUCGCCUGCAGGCUCUUCGCCAGCAGUUACAUAUGAUGCGCGACCAGAGAACGGCAGAAAUACACAAUGCCAAGCGGACAAAGUCUCCCGAGAGAGACGGGGAACACGGCAGCUACCGGAAUGUGAUCCCAAACAACAAAUGGGCACAUGCGAUAGUCGGGAAGCCUCACUUUGGGAAAAACUCUCGUGCUCUAGCGAGUCUGCAAACUCCGCAAGCACCGAGACCUAUGGAUCCACAAUCCAUUUUCGGUCGACGGGACUUUGUCCAACGUCCAGAGUUGGCGCAGGUACCUUAUCGCACCGCGAAGAAGAAGCUGAAGCUUGCAGUACAGGAGUUUUAUCGCGGCUUGGAGCUCUUGAAGUCGUAUGCUUACCUCAAUCGCAAAGCUUUUCGCAAGAUCAACAAAAAGUUCGACAAGUCGGUUGAUAUGCGGCCUACACUGCAAUACCUAUCCAACAAAGUCAACAAAGCUUAUUUUGUUCAGAGCGAGGUCAUUGAAGGGCACAUGGCUGUGGUAGAAGACCUUUAUGCUCGUUAUUUUGAAGGCGGAAACACAAAGAUUGCCGCCAGCAAACUGCGUAGAAAGCAUCGCUCGCGCGAUUACUCGCCAACCACCUUCCGAAUUGGUCUGCUUCUCUCUGCAGGCAUUGUUGCUGCUAUCCAGGGUUUGAUCCUGGCCAUUCGAUUACUCGAAGACGGUGAUAGCACCGUAAAAGUGCAGACCUCCUAUCUGCUCCAGAUAUACGGAGGUUACUUCUUGAUCGUCUUUCAUUUCAUGAUAUUUUGCUUGGACUGCAUGGUUUGGACCAAGGCUAAAAUAAACUACACGUUUGUUUUUGAAUUCGACACACGGCACGUUCUCAACUGGCGUCAGUUGACUGAGAUACCUUCUCUGUUCUUCCUUCUGCUCGGCCUCUUUAUGUGGAUUAAUUUCUCUUGGGUUAACGACAUGUUUAUAUACUAUCCCGUGGUACUUAUUUUCGUCACGGUGUUGAUACUAUUCUUUCCAUUUCGUGUGUUUUACCACCACUCUCGAGCUUGGUGGGCCUUUUCAAACUGGCGACUUUUACUUGCCGGCCUUUACCCUGUUGAGUUUCGAGAUUUUUUCCUCGGUGAUAUGUAUUGUUCUCAGACAUAUGCCAUGGGGAAUAUCGAGCUAUUCUUCUGUCUCUACGCCACGGCGUGGAAUAACCCACCAACAUGCAACUCGUCCAAUUCUAGACUUCUAGGCUUUUUUAGCACACUGCCCGCCAUUUGGCGUGGCUUCCAAUGCCUCCGUCGCUAUCGCGACACAAAGAAUGUAUUCCCUCACCUGGUCAAUUUUGGGAAGUACAUGGGUACUCUUGUAUUUUAUAUGUGCUUGAGCUUGUACCGCAUCGAUAAAGUCACCCACUAUCAGAUCCCGUUUAUCGUCUUUGGUGUGAUCAACUCAAUUUACUGCUGCCUCUGGGAUGUUGCAAUGGACUGGAGUUUGGGCAAUCUGUACGCGUCACACACUGGCCUGCGUGAUGUUCUGGCUUUUCGCCGAGUCUGGAUCUAUUAUGCUGCUAUUGUGCUGGAUGUUGUUAUACGGUUCAACUGGAUAUUCUACGCCAUCUUCAUCAACGAUAUUCAACAUUCGGCCUAUUUAAGCUUUAUCAUCAAUAUCACCGAGAUUUGUCGAAGAGGCGUCUGGACGAUAUUCCGUGUCGAGAAUGAACACUGUACUAACGUACACAUGUUCCGUGCGCUUAGAGACAUUCCUCUCCCGUACAAGGCGGAAGACGAGAUGGAAGAUACCCCUGCAGCUGCAUUGGAUGGAGACCACAGUGACGACGAAGAACAACCUACCCCGCAAGCUCAUGCUACUCCAUCCCGCCCAUCUCCUGAAACAGACCUAGAAUUAUCAGCAGGAAGAACACCGACCCUACGUGCCCGUUAUCCAACUGCUUCUGGCCGGAGAAUGAGCCGAGUCGGUACGCUGGUGGCUACUGCCCAUUCUCAAGACUUUCAGCGCAAGCGACCAGCAGAUGGCCUUGGGGGCUCAUCUAGCACUGCACCUGUGCUGGGUGAUACUGACGACUCAACCGAUGACGACGACGAGAAAGACACUGACACAGAUCAGCCUGACUUUUUGGAAGAUCCUGAGAUUCCGAGCUCUAUCACACCGCGUGCAAAUACUCCCAACCGCAAUACUUAA